AUGCGGGCCCCUUCCCCGGCUGCGCUGCCGGUGCUCGCCGCCGCGCUGGCCGGGCUCCUCUGCGGCCGCGCCGAGCCCCCCGCGCCCAAGGGAGCCGCUCGUCGGAAGCCAAAUUUCAUUAUCAUCCUGGCGGACGACCUGGGAUGGGGGGAUCUCGGGGCCAACUGGGCGGAGACGAAGGACACCCCGAAUUUGGACGAGCUGGCUGAGCAAGGCAUGAGGUUCGUGGACUUCCACUCGGCCGCGUCCACGUGCUCCCCGUCUCGCGCCUCUCUGCUCACCGGACGGCUCGGCGCUCGCAACGGGGUGACCCACAACUUCGCCAUCACCUCGCUCGGUGGCCUGCCGCUGAACGAGACGACGUUAGCCGAGGUCCUGCGGGAGGCUGGGUACAGCACAGGGGCUAUAGGCAAAUGGCACCUGGGACACCAUGGCCGCUAUCACCCCAACUUCCGCGGUUUUGACUACUACUUCGGGAUCCCCUAUAGCCAUGACAUGGGCUGCACGGACACCCCUGGCUACAACCUCCCGCCAUGUCCCGCCUGCCCUCGGCACGUCGCAGUGGCCAGCUAUGUGAAAAAAGACUGUUACACGGAUGUGGCUCUUCCUCUCUUUGAAAACAUCACUAUUGUCCAGCAGCCCGUCAACCUGACCAGCCUGACGGCACAGUACGCAGAAAAAGCAUUGCAGUUCAUCCAGCGUGCCAGCCGGGACGGUCGCCCCUUCUUCCUCUACGUGGCCUUGGCCCACAUGCACGUGCCGCUGGCGGCCCCGCGGCCCGGCUGCCCGGGCGAGGGCCCCUACGGAGCCGGCCUGAGGGACAUGGACGCCUUGGUGGGCAGGAUCAAGCGAGCGGCCGACGGCCGCGGGGAAGGCGCCACGCUCCUCUGGUUCACAGGCGACAACGGCCCCUGGGCUCAGAAGUGCGAGCUGGCCGGAGGCGUCGGGCCGUUUGCUGGUGCGUGGCAGCGCCAGCGAGGUGGGAGCUCAGCAAAGCAAACAACCUGGGAAGGAGGCCACCGGGUCCCGGCGCUGGCGUACUGGCCCGGCCGAAUCCCCGCCAACCGGACGAGCCGCGCCGUGUUGAGCACUAUGGACAUUUUCUCUACUCUGGUGGCCCUGGCUGAAGCUGAGCUUCCUCCAAACAGGCGCUUUGAUGGUUUGGACGUGUCUCCGGUUCUCUUUGGGCAGUCAGACAAAGGGCACAAGAUACUGCUUCACCCCAACAGUGGGGCAGCUGGGAAGGAUGGAGAGAUAGAGGCACUGCGACUGGCUCAGUACAAGGUGUUUUACACAACAGGAGGAGCAAAGGCUUGUGAUGGAAGCAUUGGGCCAGAAGAGCAUCACCAGCCUCCUCUCAUUUUCAAUCUGGAUCAUGAUAUCCAGGAGCAGGAGCCUUUGGACAUGGCAUCCAGAGAAUAUCAGGCAGUGUUACCUGCCGUCAGCAGAGCUUAUGCAGAAGCUCUUCAAGAUAUUGCAACAGACAAUGUCUCGGUUGCAGAUUACUCCCAGGACCCAGCAGCAAUCCCCUGCUGCGAUACCCAGCACGUGGCCUGCCGAUGCCAAGAUCACGGGUCUCCUGCAGCCUUGCUGAACCAUCACACCGAAGGAGCAACGCAGCUCUAUGUUUAAUCAAGUAAUUGCUCAAGCUGUUCCUUUUCUGAUUCUGGCUUAUGUUAACAGGACUGUCAUUCAACCUGGCUCCAGGCUUGAGGCUGGCCAUGGAGGACAGGGAUGGAGGUUGUAGUUCCCUUUGCUCCAUGCUAGGAAACAGCAUAGGUGAGUUAAGUGUCUGUAUGGGCAUGUGGAGAGGGUCCCCUUUCCUGCAGCUCAUCACAGACCAGGACUGUUCCUCGAGCAGACCUGUCCUGUGUUUCUGGAAGAGCAGGUCAUUACAGAACCUGGUGGUUCUGGGCUUGUAGAAAGACAGCAAAGUUUUGUAAAGCUUUUUAGCUGAGAAAGAGCCAGGACUUAAAUGAAAAUAACCUUCUCUGAGACCUGGCUUUUAGAGAGAAUUCCUCGGGGAAAUUCUCUUGCCUUUCCAUGAUAGAAAAUGACCCUUACAGAAGAGGGCCUAUGAGAGCACAAGCAAGGGAAGGAAGGGGCCCACAACCUCAGAACAAACAUCCCUUACUGGUGCUGAGACUCUGGAAGUCUGUUGUAGAGAGAGUAUUUCCUGCCUUUUCCGUGCCAGGACAAGGUGAGUGCUUUGGGAAAUGAAGCACCUGCUUCUCUAGCUGCUAAGUGAGUUUUUUUUCAGCAGGGGUGGCAUUAAAAACCAUAACUGCCUGUAAGAGAAAAAGGGGUUGGGGCUCGUAGUGACAGCUGCACUGUGUUUCCCCGGCCUCUUGCUAGGCAUGAUGCUUGGUUUGUGCUAAGGCUUUUCUGCACUGACCCGGCGGAGAUCAGAGAUUGUUCUGAGGUGACAACUAGCCAAGUCAUGGUGUUUUGAAAGGCUGUUUGGAAAUGUGCGGGAGAGAGGCGUGUGAUGCAGAACUGGGGUAACUCUUCCCUGUCACCUCUCUUUUGAAAGACCAACGAUAUAACUGCAUUUUGGGGAAAGUUGACUGGAGAGCGUCUGCCCCUAGAACUCCCAGCAAAUCAGGGCUGCAGGCAGAGCUGCAAAGGCAAAAAUCAAAGGUGCAGCUGUGACUUCGAAACAACCAGGAUUUCUCAGCAGCUGCAUGAGGGUUUUGUGAAACAGUUUGGACUCAGAUUUAGGCAACCAAAUCCUUUUCUUGGAUCUGUCUGUAAGUAGCUUGUCUAAAGCAAAGCAAGGUGUUAAAUGAGCAACAGGGAACUGGGAGUUGUAAUUAUGGACAGCUCUGACAAAAUUUAGAUGGGCUGCCCAACAGUUCACAAGUAAGUCUGGCCUGCAGCCUCCUCACCUCCCUUGCUGGCACCACAUGAAAGCAGCAAUGCUUUGCAGACUUGGCCAGGUUGCUGUGGUCCAGGUGCGGCAGAGAGCAGACUUCCUUUCACCAGGGCCCCAAACCCACUCUUCCACGAGCUAAAACUUAAUCAAGACUGACAUCUUUAGGGCCCCACAAAGAACAGCAAGAGCACAGGCAGCAAGCAGCCAGGGACAGACUGUGACUUUAUUCUCAGUCUUUAAACAUAGCAAAUUGCAUCUUCUCUAAUAUCACUGCAAAAAUACUUUGCCUGGGUAAAAUAGUAUCUAUAUACUGUACAAAGACUUAAGUUCAAUAUAUCUUCCUGUAAGUACAUUUAUACACAUAAAACAGCAUAAAUUAGAAAAGGGAAAGACACGUAUAUAAAAUUCUGGUUACAUACAAAUCUGAUUAAAUUAGCAUUUACAC
Rhea pennata is the source of this 3320-nucleotide messenger RNA. RefSeq names its product arylsulfatase G (gene ARSG). Gene Ontology annotation, molecular function: arylsulfatase activity. NCBI's taxonomy places the organism in Eukaryota, Metazoa, Chordata, Aves, Rheiformes, Rheidae. The transcript is spliced from 11 exons. Bases 1 to 1632 code for a protein of 543 amino acids. The record is from RefSeq and is a predicted model, not a curated record.